GAAAGGAAAAUCUAGCCGAACAUCCUGCAGUGGCGAGAGUGAAGCGGUUGCAGUGCAGUUGCCGAGCCGAUUGGUGCCGGUGUGCAGCAGAGAUGUCGCCAACCAACCUUUGAUCUCUCUGGGCCACUUUUGCACCAUGAAUCUGUGAUAUUCGGCCGGCUGCGAUGGAGGAGUGCUACUACUGGUUCAUCAUCGGCGCCUUGCUGCUGAUUUUGCUCCUCUACUCCACUCUCGAGCUUCACUACUUCCUCAGGACCAUCCUCUGUAUCGCGAUUGCAAAGCUGUUCAAGAAGAAGGUACACAUCCUAGACACCACAACUGUAACAGGUGUUUGCUUGACAAACGACGUGGACACGCUACUCUUCCACAUGAACAACGCUCGAUACCUUAGGGAAUUGGACUUCGCCAGAGUGGACUUUUACGAGAGGUCAGGACUCUACAGGGCGAUCAAAUCCAAAGGUGGCGCCGUCGUUCAGGGCGCGUGCACCGUUCGCUACCGCCGCUUCAUCAAACCCUUCUGCAUUUACAAAAUUGAAUCCAAGAUUGUUUGUUGGGACGACAAAUCUGUUUUUAUGGAGCACCGCUUCAUCACGCCAAAAGACAAGUUCAUCAACGCAAUCGUCGUCUGCAGGCAGAGAAUAAUCGAUUGCAAUGCUGAAGAGGUGAUGAAGGAUUUGCUCGGCAAAGCCCGCGGGUGCAAGAAGCCGAGCGCCGACAUCGCCGUCGAGUCUCCCUUCGAGCGCCCUGAAGUGCCUGCGCACAUUCAGAAGUGGAUCGAGUUCAAUGAUCUAUCAAGUGCGAAUCUAAGAAAAAACGAGUGCUGAAAUACUUCCAUGAUAGUUGUGAUUCUAGACAUACUUAAAAAAUUAUUGCACAGGGGCUUUUUUGCUUAAAUAAAUUGUAAAAUGGUAUUUUUGGUUGUAUUUAAGUUUGUUCCGCUCUCUUGUGAUUUGUUUUUACUCUUGCCAGUUUUAUUUAGUGCACAUUAGUAUUUAAAGUAAAGCUUUACAGAAACAUCCCUAGAAAUAAAAUCGAAAACGAGAGGGAUCGAAAUGAAGCGAAAAAAAUCGAGAAAUUUGGCAAAUUCUGUUCCUCAGUCCAGAUUUUAAAGACGAAAAAAGGCUUGCUAAAUUUCGCAAACUGCUUAUUGAUCUUAAUUUUUGGCCUGUAAAGCUUUACUUAAUUAAAUUUACGACCCUAUUUAAGAAUUAAAAAAUCGUUACCUUCUUAAAGAAGCCCUAUCGCGACUGACAGUUUUUCCUAUUGUUUGUAUAUUCGAUUUCCUUUUUCCUACUGCAACAUACAUAUUAAACAAAAUAGGCUGAACCUUCAAUACAUGU
Cloeon dipterum is the source of this 1340-nucleotide messenger RNA. RefSeq names its product protein THEM6. Lineage: Eukaryota; Metazoa; Arthropoda; Insecta; Ephemeroptera; Baetidae. The transcript is spliced from 4 exons. The coding region runs from base 165 to 824 and encodes 219 amino acids. The record is from RefSeq and is a predicted model, not a curated record.